This is a messenger RNA of Aspergillus wentii DTO 134E9, 1242 nucleotides long. Its product is annotated as 2EXR domain-containing protein. The transcript has a single exon. The record is from RefSeq and is a predicted model, not a curated record. NCBI's taxonomy places the organism in Eukaryota, Fungi, Ascomycota, Eurotiomycetes, Eurotiales, Aspergillaceae. The coding region runs from base 21 to 938 and encodes 305 amino acids.
AAAAAAAACAUAAUAUCAAAAUGUCCAAACCACCCCGACCAAGUCCCUACACCUACACCGACGAAAAAUGGAAAGUCCACACCGUCCACCCACCACGCUACAUGUCCACAAGCAGAAUAGAUGGCAUCACUCGUCCAACACGCCCAGCACGAGUUAUUGGUAUAGGCACACCCAGCAUCGGGCUGCGAACAGCAGGAGAAAGGGCAGCUGAAUCCGACAUGACAUUAUGGGCGAGCUGUGAGAGCGUGGAAGAGUAUGAGAGAAAAAGACGGGAUUUCGAUGCAGCAAAGACAGAAGCGGGUGAUGAUCAGCCUGCCUUCCAUCCGUUCCCGCGUCUGCCGAUAGAGUUGCGACAUAUGGUGUGGGAGAUGGUGAUGGCAGAACCGACGGAGAUCACGAUUACCUGUUCGGGGUAUACGGCUGCCCGACGGUCGACGGGAUGGUGUGGGACUGUUUCCAGGGGUCGACCACGGAUAUACGCCACCACGGCGUUCAUGCCGGCGCUGAUGCUGGUGAAUAAGGAGACAUACGCUCUUGCAUCUCGCCACUACCGGCGUGCUUUCCGGGGCGUGAAUGGCGGUGGUGGAGUUCUUGCUGCGUAUCCGAGUAUUCUAAGCAUUGAAAAGGAAAUGAUUCCCCUCCUGCCCAUGGAGGAUCUGGAAAUGCUCACUGAGCUUGUUGUUGUUGCUACUCCGCAACUUUUGGGGGUUGAGUUUUCUCCCGAGUUUUCGGAACGGCUGAAGACGAUGCUGGGGACGGGGUCGAUACGCCGGUUGGAGGUGAGGCUGACGAGGGCGAUUACCAGUAGAAAUGGGAGGGAGGUUGAUGAUUACUUUGCGUCUUUGUUUGCUGAGAUGAAGGCCGUGGAUAUGGGAUGGGUUGCGCCGGAACUGAGUGUUGGGCCUGUGAAGGAUGAAAGCAUAGAUCAACCAAAGUGAAGGAAUAAUAUACACAGUAUUGUUCUAACUACUAUCUAACUGUGGAAUCCCUAUGAUGCCAUCCUCUACUAUACAGAUAACUAUAUCCAGGAGUUGACUAACAGACCGGCUAUUGACAAAAUCCACUAGAUCAAAGAAACUCUUCUGUGUUGUUUUUGUAGGCGAGAUCGGUCUCGCUGAGGGGGAUGUAGGUUGGUACGACUUCUUUGUAUGUGCUGGGAUAGACUUUCCACGGUAGAUGGAUUUCCGAUGGUGGAUAGAGGGAACUCGUUACAGCUCACUGCACUCAAAAAGUCUAGUGGAC